Coffea eugenioides is the source of this 2118-nucleotide messenger RNA. Its product is annotated as probable receptor-like protein kinase At1g80640. Gene Ontology annotation, biological process: protein phosphorylation. The transcript is spliced from 10 exons. The record is from RefSeq and is a predicted model, not a curated record. NCBI's taxonomy places the organism in Eukaryota, Viridiplantae, Streptophyta, Magnoliopsida, Gentianales, Rubiaceae. The coding region runs from base 359 to 1708 and encodes 449 amino acids. Gene Ontology annotation, molecular function: ATP binding; protein kinase activity.
UUUGAUAACUGCCACAUGAUUGUCGUGCAAUUGACACUCCUUUUCUGGGUUUAAAAAAGGCAUUGGUUUUUCCUGCCACUUUUUCUUUGUCUUUUCUGGGGACCAAAUUGCAGACAGAUGCAACACGAAAGACUAGGAAGACUGAGAUUACACAUCCAAAGUUUUUGUACUGUUCUUGCUGCUUCAGUGCCACUCUGCAACUACAUUUGAAUUGAAUUUCAAAGCGCUCCAUACAAAGUUACACUAUCAGACAAUAAAGACAGUUUCAUUGCAAAUCCCAUUUCCAAGAUUUCCCAUUUCCCCCUGUCUGUUUGAAAAUCUGUAAAAGGGGUUGAUACAAAAGACAGCGAGAAGAAUCAUGAAAGUUCUGAUUUUGGUGGUACCCGUCUUGAUUUUCAGCUCACCUUUGCUCUCAUUUCCUGUGGAUGUGAAGCCAAACCCUCCUGUUUCUGACCCUGUUCUUCCUACUGAGAAAGAGCCCCCUGUUUUCCCUACUUCGUCUCCUGGUGUGGAAGCUCAAUCUCCAGGAGAGGCGGCUGUCAGGGCAGUCCAUCAUCAGGACAUAAACAAGAAAAUUUUAAUUGCACUCGUGGUUUCUGCAACUCUUCUUGGUGGAAUAUUAUUAUUGCUGUCGUGUUUUUGGUUCUACAGACUCAAAAAGUUAAAGAGUUCCGAUACAAAGGCAAACCAGAACUCAAAUGCUGCAAAAGGGGUAUCAUUGGGUCCAAUUUUGGAUAAAAUCACUUCUUCAAAAGCUUUUGGAAAGAAAGGUUCAAUUGCUGUUAUUGAAUACCCUUUGCUAGUAGCUGCAACCAGCAACUUCAACGAAGACAACAUUCUGGGUGAAGGUGGAUUAGGAUGCGUAUAUAAAGCUCAAUUUAGUGAUAACUUCCAUGCAGCUGUCAAAAGACUCCAUGGUAAAUGGCAGGACUCCGAAAGAGAGUUCGAGAAUGAGGUAGAUUUGUUGAGUAAAAUCAAGCAUCAAAAUAUAGUUUCAAUUCUAGGGUACUGCAUUCAUGGAGAGACACGGUUUUUGGUGUAUGAAUUGAUGCAGAAUGGGUCUUUGGAAUCUCACUUGCAUGGACCUUCUCAUGGAUCAACUUUAACUUGGCAUCUACGGAUGAAAAUUGCUCUAGAUGUAGCAAGACUAAGAUGUAUCUCUGAAUUGACUAGAGGACUGGAGUAUUUGCAUGAGCGUUGUAACCCUCCGGUGAUACAUAGGGAUCUCAAAUCCGCCAACAUCCUCUUGGAUUCUACCUACAAUGCAAAGCUUUCUGAUUUUGGCCUUGCAAUUAGUGGCGGGAACCCAAACAAGAACAGCAUAAAGCUUUCAGGAACUUUGGGUUAUGUUGCUCCAGAAUACCUCCUAGAUGGUAAAUUAACUGAGAAGAGUGAUGUAUAUGCAUUUGGUGUUAUUCUACUGGAGCUUUUAAUUGGAAGAAGGCCAGUAGAGAAAAUUACUGAAGCUCAGUGCCAGUCUAUUGUUACAUGGGCCAUGCCUCAGCUCACUGAUAGGUCAAAGCUUCCCAAAAUUGUAGAUCCUGCCAUCAGGAACAAGAUGGAUUUGAAGCACUUAUAUCAAGUUGCUGCGGUUGCUGUCCUGUGUGUACAGCCAGAACCAAGCUACAGACCAUUGAUCACAGAUGUCCUUCACUCCUUUAUUCCCCUCGUUCCUGUUGAGCUUGGAGGAUCAUUAAAAGUUGCAUAGUUGGUUCUUGCUCGUGGCUGAACCUCGCCUAGAUGCUGUGCUUUCUGCUGGAAUAUAUACUCGUUGAACGGCUGUCUUUCUUUUUUCCUGGUUUUUGAUAAUUAGAUGUACUUAUGCCGGAAUUCUUAGGAUAGAGAACACAUGACAGGAAGAAGUUUUGACGUCUGUCAAUGUAAAUAUAAAUCUGAUAGAUUUCAAAAGUGGAGCAUCGCUGCACUCUCAUGAUCUGGAUUCAUACCAUCCCAUCGUCACAUUGCAAAGUCACCCAAGUGAUGGAACAAGGUCUUCAUUUUAAGGGUGUUAGUUACCAAAGAUCCGCCUUUUCUCUUCUGGCUAAAGAACAGUGGAACAUAAUUGACUGUACAAGUAGCUCUAUCAACAUGUUGCCUUUUUGGGCAACUCUUUCAAUA